AGAAUUCUGCCUAAAUAAAUCCCAUCCAUCCUACGGUCUUCACGAGACCCUGCCCUGCCUUUGGUAAGUCCAUAUUAUGUCCUUAUCGAUUUCUGUUAGAAAUGCUUGAUGGUCAUAUCCUUAUUCAAUUCUAAUAAGUAGCACAGAGACGCCUACUCCAGCACAUUCACACACAGGCUUGUACACACACAUCCAUAGCCUGUACACUUCCUAUAUAGCUUAUAGUGGUGAUAUGAAACGCAUGAGAGCAAUAAUUCGUUCUCUUCCACAUGUUUUUUGUAGUGUAAUUUGUUACUAUAAAAACGACGGGGGGAAUCGCAGCUCUUGGAGCGAUGCCUUGUUCCAUUCAAAAAUCCCUCUAUCUGAAAACCAUCUGCCUUGGCGUAGGCUGUAGAUUACACUUGCUAUAAAUUGGCACAAUGUUACUCCCCAAAAGUAGUUUUUGGGUGGUUUGUAUUCGUCCUUUUUGUAUUAAUAUCAAUCCGCCUUCUGUUCCCACUAUCUCCAUGACAUCUAACCCAGUAGUUAGGACCCAAAUUAAGGAAAAUCAUGACUCAGCAUUUCGAGAAAAAACACAAAGCAGUAAAUAAUUAUACCAAGUCACUAUUCUGCUUUGAAAAAAGAAAGGCAACGUUGCUAAAAAAUAUCCUCACGCAUGAAUUUUGGUCCCACUCACCCUCCCACGCCGUCUGAAUGUUCUACCUUUUUAUUGUGUGGCUGAAUCUGUCCUUCCAUCCAUCCACCAUGCGGCCUCAGACGACCAGAGAAGCAGUGCUCUAGACGUGUUUAGUGCCUUGAGAUGCAAGAGGACAUAAAUCGUUUUGCUUUGUCCGCAAACGACACCAUUCACAUGCAUAGGGUUCCCCCAUGCUCUCGGUUUCUCUCUCCCCCGUUUCUCUUGUCUCCCGCCUCUGUUUUCCCUUUUGGAGGUGUACUUUCUUUUGAUUUUCUAACCCAGAGCCCGAUGGGGGUCUUUCCCUUGGUUCAUCCCAACCAAGGCUUUGAUCCGCGGCGUCCCCAGUUCAUAAACGCAUAAUUUAUAUAUUUUCUAACCAUUCAGGAAACAGACAUAUUCGAUCCUAGGAAUUUAGAAAUUAGUCGAAUAUUGCAAAAAAAACAACAACAACCAAAUUCUAGGAAUGUAGAAAUUAGUCGAAUAUUGCAACAACAACAAGAAAACAAAUUCCCAGCACAAUUCGUAAAUGAAAGGCUUGAUAGGCUACAUAAAAUGCAAAAGUGUUGGUUAAUGAUUAAGCUGUGGAUGGACGCGCUUUAUCCCUCUCAUAGUAAUGGUAAUGUUCCGUUGUCAUCAUCUGCUGUGCUGCGUAAAGCUGUGUACUCUCCCAUCAUUUCAUCCAGUCAUUCUUCGAUUCUGUGUUGAAUAAAUAACAACAAAUGCCAUAAAACACUUAAGGGAUGGGUGUUCAUGGUUUUUGUAAUGGAUAUUUUGACUUUUUUUUUUUACCAUACUACUUCAUCGCGUGGGGGAGGAGAGCCACACGAUUUGAAGUGACUUUCUGUGUCCAAGGCACUAGUUCAUUUGCAUAAUUUUUCUUGUCUAUGGUGACGCUAUGUUUCGGGGGAGUUCACUGUUCUGGUGAUGUCUUCAUGGUACUUGUGCCCAAAAACAUAGUUCAUAGCCCUGGCUAGGUUUAAUAUUGGUAUAAGACAUGGGCACUGCUCUAGCAUGUGAUAAGUUCAACCGGGAGGGCCGAUAGCGCUUAUCUGGGCGACCCGAGUGCUCGCGCCUGCUUUCAUUAUCUCGGUUUACCCUUCAAACAUCGAACAAAAAAAAAGGGAUUUUGUUUCUUCUACACACAGAGCCACUCGCCCCAUCCCUUUUUUGUUGUGGCCGAUGAGUCCUGUAUGAGCUAGGCGCAAGUUGGUGCUGCUGCUUAUACCCCAGCUCGCUCUGCCUAAACUUUUUCUCCGGACUACUGUUUUGAUCGAUUUCGUCGCUGAAUGAGAACAUAUUGCCUUGUGCUUUGCAUUCAUUGUCAGAGGAUAAGGUAAGCGGGCCAGAAAUAGUAUCUCUCUCGGUUGUAAAUGGCGGAGUUUGUGUCGCGCGGUGAUUUAUCACCGUAUGACUUACAUCUCGGUUCAGGAAGAGUUCACACACAACACAGGCAGACAGAUUUCUCUCUCGCGCGGAGCGGGGGGCUGAGUAUUCGAAGGUUCGAACCUGUCUUCUCUUUUCUGCCAUGUUUUUCUUUUUUCUAUCAGACUACUAUUGAUUUGGAAAUUCAUCAAAAAGCUUUCUGAUAUGUAUUCCAAAGCAUGGCUUUCAUAGCAGAUGUGGUGAUGGGAUGUGAUAUUCAUUUUAAUUCUGCGGUGUGUUGAGGUCAAGAGGGUCUGGUUUUCAGACAGUUUUUGUUUGUCGUAGUGUAUUGUGCUAUAACGAGCCGUAGUUAACAAAUUAUCUAUGUUCUGUUAUUUUAAAAUUUCUUAGGUGAUCUUAUAUGAAGAUCAUGGUCAUUUUUAAUAUUGACAUGAUUGAUUUAUUAUAGUAUCACUAGGCGUAAUAUUACUAUUGCCCAAGUUAGCUGUAUAUUGUACUAAAAUAGUAGUAAUAUAUUUAUUUCUAAUACAAAUAAAAUUAAUAUAAAUCAUUAUCACAAACCUUCUCCACUUGUUGGCUAUCACCACUUUAUCAUGGUGGUAUGUCUUUUGCACUGAUUUAACUAGGCUACACAAUAGGAUGUUCAUGUUUUCAUUUAGGAUUCUACAAUAGCCUACAUUAACCUGCCUCAUAUUUCUUUAGCUAGGAAACUAGUUUCACAUUUGAAAUAGUUUGUGAAAGGAUACUGCUGCAUCGAAUAACUCGUUUAUUAUUAAUUAUUCACAUAAUUCCCAUUAGCAGGUGUGACAAUAGCUUUAGCUUAUUGUUCCUACUUGAUCUAAACUACAACGCUUCACACAUUAAGCCUAAAACCAUUCUAAGGAAAACCCAACUAUUUUAUUUUUUAAAACGUGUGUGUUGUACCCAUUUGCCCUCAUCAAAUAUAUAUAUAUAUAUAUAUAUAUAUAAAGACCUAUAAUUUCAAUUGGAUAGUUUUUCAAUAACUUCUCAAUGGAUAUGACCCCAGUUUUCCUACCUCAGUGAGUAGACUACUAGCAGUAGUUGAGCAUUCCUACUCAUUGGAUCCACAAUAGGUACUUCCUAGCCUAGUAGUACGCCUAUAGUUCUAGGCUACAUGCCGGAUUUCUGUCUUCCUGAAUACCGAGCCAUAGCCUAGCUGUUCACUGAGCCGCUGUCUGCAUUGCGCCGUCCCGCCCUUGCCUACUGACCCCCAUAUAUCACCCGACUUCGCCGACAGCACCGACAGGAGCCUUUAUUAUAGGCCUGCGAGGGAAAGUUCACGUCGUGGUCAUGGAGAUGCGGUUUUACAGGUUUCCUCCUGGCCCUCAUCCAUCUUGGUUCCACACAAACAUGCAGCAAAAACUGGGGAAUGUGGUUGUUUAUGCUUUUAGCCAGGUGGCUGGGUUGUGGUAGAGACUACAGCACACUGCUGGCCCGCUCUGGGGAGAGAAAGCAUUUGACUAAUAACCUGAAACGAUCCAGGCCUAUUCCAACGAUUUUGGGGGAUUUUAAGUGUAUUUUAUCUUGUUCAUUACAUGUUAUAUUAAUAAUAAUAAUAAUAAUAAUAGUAAUAAUAAUUAUGCCUACCUAAAAAUAACCCAUUCAAAGUAAGUCAUAGGCCCAGUUCCCGACAGGCCUUUCGUUUGGUGGUUUACAAUUAAUCUGUGAAACUACUUUUUUUCUCAUUUCAUUUUGGCACCAAUAUUAAUAUUGCACAAUUGGUAUGCUUUUAUAAACGCAUUUAUUUUGAUUCAGUUAAGUGCAGAUGAGGUUUGUGCAUGCCUUUGUUCCCUGUGUUGUUAACCAGAAGGUAAACGAUAACAGCCAGAGAACUGUUGCCCCUAUCUUGCCUCCAUAGUAUCUGGUGUCAGCCCUUUAUUGAAAAGUAAGAUGGAUCGCCACCAUUUCUUCUCCUCACCGUGCUUCUUGUAACCCUAGGUUCACCCGAGGAGGCCAUUGGCGAAGAGGUGUCACGUGACCAAGGGGUGCCAAUGUUAUUCAACAAGGGUGUCAAGACCCUGUCAGUUUCUGAAAUAAAUAUUGGGAAACGGCGAGAUGCAGAAGGCAACCUACUACGACAGCUCCGCAAUUUACAGUGGCUACCCGUAUCAAAGCGCAAAUGGCUUCAGUUAUGAUGCCAAUCAGGUCCAAUAUCCCCGGGCCUCUCAUGUGGAAAGUGAGUACCAUCGACCCGCCUGCUCCUUGCAGUCCCCAGACGGCUUGGUCGCCCUGCAGAAGCCGGGGGAGAUGGCGGAGAACUGCGAUAGGGGUACGGCCAUCCAGGCAGCGCAGCCACCCGUCCUCACCGAAAGCAAUCAACCGCAGAUGUCGGUGGCUGUCCCACCACCCCCUCCCCAGUCACAGUCCCCCGGUUCUCACAACCAGAACACGAGCAACGGCUCCUGUCAACCCAACUCAAAGAGCUCGGUGCACGGCUCGCCGAACACCACCCGGAAGCACAUCUUCCCCUGGAUGAAAGAGUCCCGUCAGAACCAGAAGCCUAAAACCAGUAGCUCCAGCUCAGGUAUAUGACCUAGACGCCACUUCUGAGGAAACACGUGAUAAAAUACAACCCAUUGUUCAUGCGUAAACAUGUGGUUCUGUGACCCAUUACUGAUACAUGAUACAGUUAGCCUACAUACAUGCCCCCCCAAGUCACCAAUUAUGUAUAUAUUUUUAUCAGAUGAACCAACCAAGGUACAAUAUGUUUGAUUAUUUCCCUACUUUGCAUACAUUCAUAUUCUCAAACUUUUCCCUCACAAUUGAACAAACAAUAGUUAACCAUUAUGAUGUGUGGCUUAUUAUCUAUUAUGCAAGCCUACUCAGAGCCAUGUAUUUAGAGAGUUGGGCCAAUGCGGAUUCUGCAUCAUGACACUUCAACAUUCUCUGGCAGCCAUGUUAGCUCGCCAUUAACAUAACAUGGAGAAUAUUUAAACAAUGCUAUGUAACUGUAUGUCAAGAAUUAGAACUAUAUUCAAAAUUCAAAAGUUGGCCUAACUCUCUAAAUGUAUUGCUCGGGCCUACUCCAUCGUGAUAUUCCUUAUUUUCUAGUAUGAUCUAGGCCUAAGGUUCGGGGCAAGGAGACCCACAGCUCCGCUAAAACCAUUGACAACAAGCAUAGUCAGACCUAAACAUUUCCAAUUAUUCCAUGCAAAAAAUUCAUCAGAGUUAUACAUCAAGUAACUGCAUGCUUUUCAUGAUCAGUAAACAACAAGCCUCAUGAUGUCUCUCAGUAUUGGCCACCACUAAUUUGAUAUUUGAGUGAUAUAAAAUAAAAGUGAACUAUACCUGACAAGUAUGAGUGGUUUAGGUUAAUUUACCAUAUUUUGUGCGCUCUGCCUAUCAAGCAGCAGAAGUGCGCAUUUUGCCGUGGUACUGUCAGCUUAUAAUGUUAAUUUAGCAAGCUACGGGUAGAAACUUUGUACAGUUGGCUAAACAUAUAGUGAGUGGUAAGUAGACCUAAUGUAUGCUACUUUUUUCUCCAAACAAUGUAGGCCUACCUAGCGAAGUUAUCUAACAUGAUCCCCUUUUCAACAUUGUUUUUAAGAGUGUUUAAUUACAAUUGCUGCUGACAGACAUGAUAUAGGCUACAUUGAUUGAUGGACCACGUCAAAUUGGCUAGCUAGCUAAUAAUAGAUUAUGGCAAUAUGGCAAACUAGUUAACAAGCUAAAUGUGCGCAAUAAUAUGAAAUGUGUAGUUAUGACUAUGCUCAAUAGUUGAUGACAUUAAAACCAAAUAGUUAUAAAGUGUAUUUAACAAUCCUUUGGGAACUGCACGUAGUUGUCAAUGGUUUUAGCGGAGCUGGCACCUACUUGCCCGCCAGAAGCCAAAUCGAACGUAUUGUGACGUUCUAUUGAAAAUGACCUAUUACGUAUAAUACCCCUAUUACGCAUACACUCUUGUGAUGUCAAUAUGGUUAUUCUAAUGCAUUCCUUAUGAUGUAGACUUAUUAGGUAUACAUUUUACACAUUUAGCAGACGCUCUUAUCCAGAGCGAUUUACAGGAGCAAUUAGGGUUAAGUGCCUUGCUUAAGGGAAAAUCGACAGAUUUUUCACCUAGUCGGCUCGGGGAUUAGAACCAGCGACCUUUCAGUUACUGGCACAACGCUCUUACCCAAUAAGCUACCCGCCGCCCCAGAUACACUCCUGUGAUGUCAAUAUGGUUCUUCUAUUAUUAUGCAUUCCUUAUGAUCUAUUAUGAUGUAUGCCUGUUCAUGAAGAAUACUCCAUUGUGGUGCAUUCCUCUUAGUUUUAGGCCUAGCUCCACCAUUUGUUGUCCAUAUGCUCUAUCGUUGACUUGCUGCUAGAAUAAACAUAAUAUAUUGGCCCUGAUCACACAACAUUCCAUGCAGGACAACAAACAAACAUACAAAAACAGUUGUUCCAAUUUGUUCUCUUUGUUAUGAUUAGAGGAAAAGCUAGGAGACUUGGGGGAGGAAGUUGUUUACCAACGAUGUAACCCAAAGUUGAAAGAUGCUUAAAUUCCCAUGGCCUUACCAAAUCGUGUUGUCUCCAUAGGCUAGUAGGUCUAUUUGUGUCCACCUUUUGGGAAUACAUUUGGUCAGAAGUGAAUAAGUAGGGUUUCCAGGCAUCUAGAAGGUCUGCUGAAUCCCAUUUAUCAUGAGUCUGUCAAGAUGUCUGCCAAAUGGAUGCCAAGGGGACUAUUUCAAACCUUAGCCUAAAUCUUGGGAUUUAAAAUCUUCUAUUAGGCUUACCCCACUGGGUAAAAACUGGUUGAAUCAACGUUUUCCACGUAAUUUCAACAAAAACAUUCUAUGUGAUGACAUUGAAUCAACUUGGAAAACUGAUUGGAUUUGCAAAAAGUCAUAAAUGUAAGGGAAUUUUGUAUUUUUUUCACCCAACUUUUAACCUAAAUCCAAUGACAUGGUGAAAUUGUUUUGGGUUUUACGUUUAAUUCACAGUUGAUUUUCCACCAAAUGUAAAUCAAAACUAGUCUUUGAAAUGAGUCAGUGGGACUGCUUUUUGACAUAUUUUACGCACAUGUUGGCUAAUUUGUACACACACACAUGCCAAUAAUUCCAAUCACAGAUCCCUCAAAAGUACCUAACCAAUGAAACAAGAUCAUUUAUUAUUAUUAUUAUUUGGAUUAUAGCCCGAUUAUAGCAUUUUUCGGAAAGCAGCAGUAUUAGUAGCCUAGUUUCUGAAACAGAGAUGGUGAAAAUAUUCAUCUCCCCAUUUCUAAAAAGAGCUAACUCAUAACAUGAUGCCAUGCUGCAUUCCUCACGCCCAGCUUCUGGCUGUACAGUAGCUAGUAGCAAUAUUUAUUAGGUGUUGGCAGCCUGCCACAAACGGUAACUAGACCAACACCUUGCUGUGCAGCGGCAGAGCCCCAGCCAUUCAGCAUGGUGAGACUCAUAGGAGAUGGCAAGGCGAGCUUUAGCUCAUGCGCAGUGAGGAAUACAGAUAUGAUUGUUAUUGCACAUGCAUGUACUAUGAGGGUAAAAAAGCUCCAGUGGGAAAUAGGAGGUAGUAUAACACACACACACACAUACACACACACACACACACAAUUAUAACCACUUUGAUUUGGCUUUCACGUAAAGCAUAGCUAACAGUUGAGAGUUGUCCUACAUGUAUACAGUCAUAGUUAAUGAUAUGUCUGAUAUAAUUGCAUUAGUAACAUCCACAGUCUAGUUGUGGACAUCUCUGAUUUGUCUGCAUUUGUAGAACUCUUAUUGAUAUGUGUAUUUGAGUCGGGUUCAUGUGGAGAGACGUGUGUUAUCAGCUAUAUGUAUCUUGUCACUCGGUGUCUUGUUCUUGUGCUUGCUGCUGGGGUUGGUUACUGAUUGACUGUCUUCCUUUUCCUCUUCCGCCAGUUGAGAGUUGCCCUGGAGACAAGAGCCCCCCGGGCGGGUCUGCCGCGUCGAAGAGAGCCCGGACGGCUUAUACCAGCGCACAACUGGUGGAACUGGAGAAGGAGUUCCACUUCAACCGUUACCUUUGUAGACCCCGCAGGGUCGAGAUGGCCAACCUGCUCAACCUCACAGAGAGGCAGAUUAAGAUCUGGUUCCAGAACCGCAGGAUGAAGUACAAAAAGGACCAGAAAGGGUGCGGCAUGAUGCCCUCUCCCGGGGGACAGUCCCCUCGGAGCCCCCUCGGUCCAUCUCCUGGUGUUGGGGGUGGAGGAUACCUAAACUCUAUGCAUUCUCUGGUUAACAGUGUCCCCUAUGAGUCCCAGUCGCCAACGUCUUACAAUAAGCCCCCUCAUAAUGCAUACGGUAUGCCCACGUCAUAUCCCCCUCCCUUGAACAGCUCCCUAAACAACUGCCCGCCCUCUCAGAAGAGGUAUCCCGGGACUGUCGGCUCGGCUACGCCCGAGUAUGACGCGCAUCCUCUCCAAAGCAAUGGCGGCUAUGGGACGCACUUGCAGCAGGGAAGCCCUGUAUAUGUAGGCGGAGGUUACAUCGAUUCGAUGCCCAACAACAGGGCCUCCGUUUUUGGCCUGACCCAUCUCUCGCACCCGCCGUCCACAAACAUGGACUACAAUGGAGCAAUCACUAUGGGCAAUAGUCACCAUCACAGAGUAUGUGAUCCAAAUCAGACGUACACAGACCUUAAUACGCCGCACUACUCUCAGGGAAGAAUUCAGGAAGCGCCCAAACUGACGCAUCUGUAGCCGGGUUGCACCCUGGAUCACUCCGCCCCAUUGUCUUACCUCUCGAACCACCAUCGCUUUGUUUCUUCUCUUCUUCAGUAGCUUUUCCCACCUUCUCUUUGUUCUAGGUUAUAUUUGUUAUUUUUUAUAUAGUUUAAUGUGUGAAGUAGCAUAGGAAAGUAAUCACUCUUGCUUGAAAUGUUCUCUCUAUUUGCUAUAGUGUUAUUGUUCCACACAGACCUAUUAUCUGAGACGACAAGCGCGGGGGCACAUACGCAUAGACCUAUUUAAUCUUUAACUUGUUUCUAAAAACAAAUCAAACAGGGUAUAUAAACAAAUCUUAUGGUAUUAUUUUAAUGUGAAUGUGUUAGUUUUUUGGUAUUUAUCAGCAGUUGAAGAUUUGUUUUGUGUUAUUGUUUUGCAUUUUGUUGCACUUGUGGAAGGAUCCUUAAAAAAAGGGAGGUCUGGAAGCUCCAGCCUACGACCUAACCAGCUUGUGUUCUGUUGGACUUUCAAAAUGUUAUUUAUUUAUAUGACGACGUUAUAUGGAGUUCUUUAGUAUUAUUUGAACCCCCUGUGCUCUUUGUAUUUGGAGGCUAUUGGAACCAGACCUAGGUUCUGGUUCUACCGCUUACCUGACAUCAGACAGACGACAGCGAGACAGACCCUCAGCAGCACACUGAUAUGUUGGUGUAAUUUUUUUAUUCUUCGAGGAGGUAUUUUAUUUCUCUACGAAUGCAAAUCAAGCAAUCAUAUGCUUGGAAGGACGGACAUAUAUUAGAUGUUUCUUUAUUGAACAAAUAUUCUAGAUAUCACCAAGUUUCUGUUUCAAUGUCAUACAUUCCAUGCUGCUCCAGUUCGAAUAAAGAAAUAAAUGAAUUGAAAUAUAAAUUGUAUCUUUCAACCUGAAUUUCGAGGGUAUUUAAACAUAUAACUUAAUGGCACAAACUACAAUAAUUAAGCAAUAAUAAUAGGCCUAAUAAUAAUAAUAA
This is a messenger RNA of Coregonus sp. 'balchen', 9688 nucleotides long. Lineage: Eukaryota; Metazoa; Chordata; Actinopteri; Salmoniformes; Salmonidae. The record is from the annotation of a GenBank genome assembly.